AUGAUCCCUCGGAAGUUUCUCCUUGUUUUCUUAUCUUUGCCAACAUUUAUUCAAUCACAAAUCGAUUGUGAUAUUCGCGAUCCAUCAUGUCGAGACAGAAUUAAUCGAAAAGGGCAAACGCUGAGGAGAAGGGUGAACUCGAAUUGUAACUAUCAAGACAUUUGGUUGAUACCGGGACGAGCGGAUGCAUCGUGCACUCGACCCGGUGCUCAUCAUAUAAUCGAUAUUCAGCCAUCAAAUGUUCACAUUCAUCCGGAUGUCGUCAAGUUUCCCGGUUGUUUCACCUUGGAGAUAAGGAAUUUGAAGAUCCACGAUAAAGCCGAAGCCUUGGGUAACUCAUUUUUCGCAAAAGCCGAAUUCCAAUGGUGGAACGUGAAAGAUUUCUCGAGUUUGAAAUGUCAGAAUUCGUCAAGUGAUGGAUGUGGAGGAUAUGGGAAUAAUUGUUAUUAUUGUGAUAUUUGUCAAGCAUUGACCGAAUUGGAUGAGCCGAAAAGUGAUUCAUUUCAAUCACAAUUGAAAGGAAUCAACUGUCCGCAAAGACCCGGAUUUUAUACAUUUCGAAAGGAAUUCUGUUUCAACGAUUGGACGGCUUUCGAUGCGGAUGGCGAUUGUGAAAUGGAUUUUCUGAAUGUUGACAGAGGAGAUUAUAAAGGAGCAUUCGCAUCAUUACAACAAGUCGGAUAUGGAUCGGUGAUCGCGAAAAUUCGUAUGGCUUUCAACGCGACAGGACAAAUCGCGAGAAAGAAAGCGAUGAAAGAAACACAAAUUGAAGAGACUGUAUUGAGAGAAUUGGAGGAAAGAAGGAGGACAUGGGACGUCAACAACGGCCAAUUCGAUAAGUUCCGUCAAUGGUACAUCGAAUAUCGGAAGAAUAUUUGGCACAAGGAGGACUAUUUACCGUGGUUGAUCUACGAGAACGAGAUGUCCUGUCUAAAAUUAACCUUUGACGUUUGUGAACGACCGCCAAGAAGAAUAUCUUUUGGAGAUCGAGCUCGUUAUACAUGUAAU
This is a messenger RNA of Mesorhabditis belari, 1008 nucleotides long. NCBI's taxonomy places the organism in Eukaryota, Metazoa, Nematoda, Chromadorea, Rhabditida, Rhabditidae. The record is from the annotation of a GenBank genome assembly.